Drosophila busckii is the source of this 1179-nucleotide messenger RNA. RefSeq names its product gustatory receptor 68a. NCBI's taxonomy places the organism in Eukaryota, Metazoa, Arthropoda, Insecta, Diptera, Drosophilidae. Gene Ontology annotation, biological process: sensory perception of taste. Gene Ontology annotation, cellular component: neuronal cell body; dendrite; axon. The transcript is spliced from 4 exons. Bases 1 to 1179 code for a protein of 392 amino acids. The record is from RefSeq and is a predicted model, not a curated record.
AUGAAAAUUCUGAGCGACUUGCGAGCUGUGACCAGGAUCACCCAGCUGGGUGGAAUAAUGCCCAUAUUCUAUGGGAAUGAUCUUGAGAAUUUUAGGAUAGGCGUAGGCGGCAGGCUCUAUGGACAAGCAGUGGCUUUGGUAUUGGUCGUAGCCACUGUGUUCAUUGGCGAGGAUGUGCUCUUCUCUGCGCAGGAGUACAAGAUAAUGAGGCACUUGCAAGGCGACACGGAGGAUAUUAAUCGCACCAUUGAGACGCUGUUCUGCAUUUGGAGUUACACCUCAGUGGUGCUGGCCUUUGUGUUGAAUAGUGCCAAACAUUAUCGCACACUGCGUGAUGUGGCCAAGCUGGAUGAGUAUCUGCAGUUGCAUGGCUUCCAAGAGAACUACAGCUGCCGCUUUCUGAGCUUCGGACUCUCCAUAAUCUCCGCCAGCGUCGUCAUUGUGGCAUACUACUAUGUGCACUAUCGCAGCGACAUUAACGGUGCGAGGGAGUGCAUCCUUCUAAGCAUUUAUGCACUGCAGAUGUUCUACUCCUGUAUGUUUGCCAUCUAUCUGCGCUGCAUACUCAAGUGUCUAACUCAGCGCAUUGCGUUUCUCAAUCAGCGCUUGGAUAACUUUACGCGCCAGGAGAAACUCGUCUAUGACAAGGAGGACUGGCGUGAGCUAAGCAAUCUCAUUGAGACCUUUUGCAAAUUUCGCUAUGUCACCGAGAAUCUCAAUUCGGUCACGGGCGUCGCAUUACUUUUCUACUUUGGAUUCGCCUUCUACACGGUCACCAAUCAAAGCUAUCUGGCCUUUUCUACGCUCACCACCCCCAUGCAGCUGCGCUCCGAAUACGACACCAUGGGCUUGUCCUUAGCCUGGGUGCUGGCAGAGACAGCUACAAUGGCAGUGAUUUGCAGCUCCUUCGAUUGCCUGUCCUCUGAGGCGAAUGAAACUUCUCAGAUAUUGGCACGCGUCUAUGGCAAAAGCAAGGAGUUUCAGAAUAUUAUUGAUAAAUUCCUAACCAAAAGCAUUAAGCAGGAAGUGCAAUUUACCGCCUACGGUUUCUUUGCCAUAGACAAUUCGACGCUUUUUAAGAUCUUUUCAGCUGUCACCACAUAUUUGGUUAUCCUUAUACAAUUUAAACAAUUGGAAGACUCCAAGCUGGAUGAUCAAACAGGCACCCAAGCUAAUUAA